This is a messenger RNA of Monascus purpureus, 567 nucleotides long. NCBI's taxonomy places the organism in Eukaryota, Fungi, Ascomycota, Eurotiomycetes, Eurotiales, Aspergillaceae. The record is from the annotation of a GenBank genome assembly.
AUGGCGACAGUGAGACUUCGACGGGUGUUUCGUUAUCCCGAAGACUCGGAUGGCGAGCAUGACCGAGAGGAACUCGACGAGGAAGAGCAGGAGCGCGUGAUUAAGCAGCUUCAGAGCCUGAAUAGCAAGAGAAAUGCAGGUUAUAGUAUAAUCUUCACAGCAAUCCCUUUAAUUUCGGCGGCUGCUUUCAUUCCAUCCAUAUUAUCAGAGUCACCCACGUUAUAUGAACGACUUCUCUGCUUUCUCGCUCUACUGUCAUCAGCCACCACGGCGUACAUUAUGAAGAAUCUGCCCUUACGACCCCUAGACAACAAGGGCAAGAGGCCAGUGAUAGAAGCUGGUCGUACCAGGCCUGAUCAGCAUCUCAUAACUGUCAAUGCCAUUGUCUGUACACUUCUGGCACUGGCAUACUUCUUCUCGAAAGCAAUGGGAGCAUACAAUGUUCGUCCGGCUUUAUAUGUGGUCCCGGGAGCAAUGCUUAUGGCAAUUUUGAUUGCGCGGAGAGUCAUGCUUUCUGUUGAUCCCACGUCCCUCGAAGACUUGAGGUACGAAUAUAAAGGAGCCUAG